Molecule: messenger RNA, 359 nt
Organism: Lucilia cuprina (Australian sheep blowfly)
Lineage: Eukaryota; Metazoa; Arthropoda; Insecta; Diptera; Calliphoridae
Product: neuropeptide-like protein 32
Exons: 1
Coding region: 62-286 (74 amino acids)
Source: RefSeq, a predicted model, not a curated record
UCGUCUAAUUAAACAUUUCAGUUCUAUUCCAGCAAAUUAAGUUUUUACAAAUUAUUUUAAAAUGUUGCAAAUGCGUUUUCUAUUGUGUUUUUUGUUGGUGGCCAUUGUUGCCGUUUCGGCCAUUACCGUAAAACCUUUUAAGGAACAACAACAACAAUCGCUUUUGGAUGUCGAUAAUCUUGGCCACGGUCAUGAAAAUGUUGCUGAUCGUUUAGCUCGUCAGUAUGGACGUCGUGGUGGUUAUGGACGUCGUGGCGGUUAUGGACGUGGUGGUUACUAUGGAUAAGGAUAUUAUAUUAAUUUGUUUUUAUAUAUUGUUUUAAAUUGUUUCAAAAAAUAUAUUUUUUGUUUAAAAAAAA